AUUCAAGAAUUCAUGUAUCAGUCACAAGAAAAUAUCUCACACACAAAAAAAAAGAGUAACCGAAAAUUCACAAAAAACAAACGAACGUGUUAUUAAUUAUUUUCCACAGAAGAGUCUUCACUGGGUCAAGCCCUGCCCCCAGGCUUCCCUGCUCCGUUCCUAUUCGCUGACGGCCUGUCGUCUGUGGAGACACUGCUCACCAACAUACAGGGCCUGUUGAAGGUGGCGGUGGAGAACGCCCGGGUGCAGGACAAACAAAUCCAGGCGGAGAAGAGAGAGCUGAAGAUGGAGCUGUACAGAGAAAGAGAGAUGAGAGAGAGUCUUGAACGACAGCUCACCUCCGAACUACAGAGCAGAGCCUCCAUCCAGAAGCGUCUGAAGAAGGAGAAGAAGGCCAAGAGGAAGCUGCAGGAGGCGCUGGAGUUUGAGUCGAAGAGGAGGGAGAGGGUGGAGGACGCUCUGAAACACUCGUCCUCGUCCUCCCCGUCUCCUGAGCCGCUGCAUGCCGCCAACAACAACAAGAAUGUCCCCGCACAGGUCGCCCAG
This is a messenger RNA of Epinephelus moara (kelp grouper), 546 nucleotides long. Its product is annotated as dachshund homolog 2-like. The transcript is spliced from 4 exons. The record is from RefSeq and is a predicted model, not a curated record. NCBI's taxonomy places the organism in Eukaryota, Metazoa, Chordata, Actinopteri, Perciformes, Serranidae. The annotation marks the transcript as partial.